Messenger RNA from Polistes canadensis, 3039 nucleotides. It is a transcript of the gene lovit, whose product is annotated as proton-associated sugar transporter A-like. NCBI's taxonomy places the organism in Eukaryota, Metazoa, Arthropoda, Insecta, Hymenoptera, Vespidae. The transcript has 9 exons. Gene Ontology annotation, molecular function: sucrose:proton symporter activity. Gene Ontology annotation, cellular component: membrane. The record is from RefSeq and is a predicted model, not a curated record. The coding region runs from base 450 to 2396 and encodes 648 amino acids.
GCUUUCACGAUUGUGAGUUUACGGUGGUGGUGUCAGUCGUGCGGUGCUUCUCGACGGUGUUACGCAAGUUUUCAAUGUAAAAUAAAGAAAGAAAGAAAAAAAAUAACAAUAAUAAUAUAACAAAAUAGAAAACUUUUGUGACGUGUUAUAAAAUUUUAAUUUUAACGGCGUGAAUGAGAUCAAACUUAUUUGAUAAUUAGAUAAAUAGAUAAAUCGAAAUAUAAAUCUCAUAAUAAAUCAAAUCAAAUCAACGUUUAAUAUUUGAACGGAAUAAAUUAUUUCUUGUUGUAUUUUUUUUGUUUUGUUUAUUAUUAUUAUUUAUUAUAUUUGUUGCGAUAAUGAAAUCACGAACUCGCGAUUGAAAAUUAUUAUUAUUAUUAUUAUUAAAAACAAAAGAAGAAGAAGAAGAAUCAAAAGGGGGGUUGAUAGUUUUGUAAUCAGUGAACACCAUGGUGGAUAAAUUGCACGAUUACGAAGGCUUUGCCGGUAGAAUUCACAAUGUUCGGGAUAAAGUCAAAGAGAGAUGGGAUAUUUUUAAAGAAUGGAAAAACAGUGUACCAUUGGAUCAAGGAUUACCAGGUGUUUUGAAUCAUCUUCGUGGUCCUCCCAAAUUGGAAAGAACUUUGGAUGAUUAUGCUCAUAUUUACAGAAAAAAAACACGACGAGAAUUGAUAAGGGUAUCGGCGGCCGUCAUGGGAAUUGAAUUUUCCUACGCAGCUGAGACCGCAUUCGUUUCGCCAACUUUAUUAAAAAUCGGUGUGGAUCAUCAACACAUGACCUUGGUUUGGGCUUUGAGCCCUCUCGUCGGUUUCUUCGUAACCCCAAUCUUGGGUAGCGUAAGCGAUCGUUGCAGAUUAAAAUACGGGAGAAGACGACCGUUCAUACUUUUGUUAGCAAUCGGAGUUUUAAUAGGAUUAAUUUUGGUGCCUAACGGCGAGGACAUGGGAUAUGCGUUCGGUGACAUUCCAUCAUGGAACAAUCAAACGAUCCCAUUAGGUCAUAGAACUACGGCUAAAUUAUCUAAGGAUGAUGAUGAUAAUCCAUUGACGAUUAAACCAUCCUCCCAUUCAUGGGGUAUAUUUUUUACGAUUUUGGGCACGGUUUUACUUGAUUUCGACGCUGAUGCUUGUCAAAGCCCAGCCAGAGCUUAUCUUCUUGACGUUACUAUACCUGAGGACCAUGCCAAAGGAUUAAGUACGUUCACCAUAAUGGCAGGACUUGGUGGUUUUAUGGGAUACGGAUUAGGUGGUAUCAAUUGGGAUGCUACUGCAAUUGGUGUUAUGUUAGGUGGACACCUUCACGCUACUUUCACAUUGAUCACUAUUAUUUUUAUAAUAUGCGUUGCUUGUACUAUCACGAGUUUCAAAGAGAUUCCAUUGGAAGUACUCGAAAGGGAUCAAUAUCAACAAAUUCAGGAAGAAAAGAUCGAAGAAUCCAAGAGAAACGAGUACGAUAAAAUAACUAACGAAGAAUGUACUUCUUACGGAGCUGUUGAUAACGAACAAGACAUUAACGUGAACAAAAAUGAUGAAUUCGUUUUAAAACCACUCCCGGUACAAGAAUCGAUCAAAAGACCUGGUGAAGCACCGAUGAUACCUGAUAUACCCACCACCACCACCACCACCACCACCACCAUCACCAACAACAUUCAAGACCCUAAUCAUAUAACAUACGAUAUGAAUGGUGUUCAAUCUGAUCCUAAAGUUUCAUUGAGAGAAUAUCUUCUUUCUAUUGUUUAUAUGCCUUAUAGUCUUCGAAUGGUUUGUUUGACCAAUCUUUUCUGUUGGAUGUCACACGUAUGCUACUCUUUAUAUUUCACCGAUUUCGUUGGCGAAGCUGUUUACGGUGGUAAUCCUCAGGCUCCCGAUGGCACGAAAGAACGAGAAUUAUACGAAAGUGGUGUUCGUUUUGGAUGUUGGGGAAUGUCAAUGUAUUCUUUAUCUUGUUCAUGUUAUUCGUUGAUCAUUGAAAAAUUAAUAAAACGUUACAAAGCUCGCAAAGUAUACAUUUGUGGACUAUUGUUUUACAGUAUAGGAAUGAUGUUAAUGGCUAUAGUAAAACAUCCAGCUGGUGUGAUAAUAUUUUCUUGGACAGCUGGUGUCAUGUAUUCCACAUUAUUUACAAUGCCUUAUUUGUUAGUUGCACAUUAUCAUGCUUCCUCGACGUUCGAAGUUACGUUCGAAGGAGAAGCUAUACAAAGUGGUACCGUUCGUGGUCUUGGUACUGACAUAGCAAUUGUUUCUUCCAUGGUCUUCUUAGCACAGUUUCUUCUUUCUUGUUGUCUUGGAACUAUAGUUAGUGUAUCUGGUACAACAACAGCUGUUGUAUGCGUUGCAAGCACUUUAGCAGCUUGUGGUGCCAUUUCAGCUACUCAAAUAAUGUACCUGGAUCUUUAAAAAUAAAAUCAAAUAUGAUAACGACAAAAUAAAAAAUAAACAAUAAAAAAGAAAAGAGACGCAAUAAAGCGAACUAUCAAAUCCAAAGGACCAACAAAUAAAAAAUUAAAUAUAUAUAUAUAUAUACUUCAUGAUCAAAAAUGUUUCGUUAACAUAUUCGCAAUAACGUCGCUUAAUUUGUAUAAUAUUUGUCGCGUACUGUACAUUACUAUAGCACAAAACGAUUUUAAAAUGAUCUUGAAACAUAGAGAAGUAUUUUCAAAUUUCAAUUGAAGUAAUUGUUAAAUCGUAAAACAUACUAUAUAUGCUAUAGGAUAGUUAAUCAGAUGCUGCUUUUACGAGAAAGAGAGAAAGAAAAAAAGAGAAAGAGAGAGAGAGAAACGCGAAACGAACUUUUAGAGUUAUUGAAAUAUUUAUAUUUUUAAGAGAUCUUAUAAUAUGAAUAAUUAAAAAUAUAUCUCUUCUCGUAAAUCGAUGGGUUUAUUACUUCGUAUUGCAAAUUUGUAAUGCAGCACGAACCUUCGACGUCAGGGUCUCGCUUAAUUUCUCUAUUUGUCGUUGAACGUACGAAUUGUCGUCUAAUAAACCCUUGUAUAUAUAAAUAAAUAUUAUAAAUAAGUUAAUGUAAAAAAAAAAUUUAUUU